Vombatus ursinus (common wombat) is the source of this 2550-nucleotide messenger RNA. It is a transcript of the gene TRAP1, whose product is annotated as TNF receptor associated protein 1. The record is from RefSeq and is a predicted model, not a curated record. Gene Ontology annotation, biological process: protein folding. Gene Ontology annotation, cellular component: mitochondrial inner membrane. The transcript is spliced from 18 exons. NCBI's taxonomy places the organism in Eukaryota, Metazoa, Chordata, Mammalia, Diprotodontia, Vombatidae. Gene Ontology annotation, molecular function: protein kinase binding; ATP hydrolysis activity; ATP-dependent protein folding chaperone. Bases 123 to 2252 code for a protein of 709 amino acids.
CUCGCGAAGGCCCCGGCUGCUGCCUUGCUCUCAGUCUUCAGCUCUCUCACAGACCCUGCUAGGUUCCGCCCCUCACCCUUACCUGGGUCCGCUGUGGCGAAGCCUUUUGCCGGGAGUAAGACAUGGCGCGGGAGGUCCGCGCGCUGUUGCUGCUCGGGGGCCGCCACCUACGGCCUCUGCUCGGGUCACGGGAGCCGGGGCUGCGGACGAUCGCCGGAGGAAGACUUUACCCAUGUCUGUGGAGAAAUGUUGAGCUUAUGAGCCCUGUGCGGAACCUGGCUGUUUGUAACAUCUAUGGUGGACAGAAAUAUAGUACCCAAGCAGCUGAGGAUAAAAAAGAGGAGCCGCUGCAUACUAUCAUCAGCAGUACAGAGACCGUUCAGGGUUCUAUCUCCAAACACGAGUUCCAGGCUGAGACAAAGAAGCUUUUGGAUAUUGUUGCUCGGUCCUUGUACUCAGAGAAGGAGGUAUUUAUACGAGAACUGAUCUCCAAUAGUAGUGAUGCCUUGGAAAAAUUGCGCCAUAAGUUGAUUUCAGAAGGUCAGACAUUGCCAGAAAUGGAGAUUCACUUGCAAACAGAUGCUGAAAAAGGCACCAUCACAAUCCAGGACACUGGCAUUGGCAUGACACAAGAGGAGCUGGUGUCCAACCUGGGAACCAUUGCUAGAUCAGGCUCAAAGGCAUUUCUGGACGCCCUGCAAAACCAGAGUGAGGCAAGCAGCAAGAUCAUUGGGCAGUUUGGAGUGGGCUUUUACUCUGCUUUCAUGGUAGCUGACAAGGUGGAAGUGUAUUCACAGUCAGCAGAGCCUAGGAGCCCCGCUUACCAGUGGCUCUCAGAUGGCUCUGGAGUAUUUGAAAUUGCAGAAGCUUCAGGUGUUAGAACUGGAACCAAAAUAAUCAUCCACCUCAAAUCAGACUGCAGAGAGUUUGCCAAUGAAGACCGAGUACGAGAUGUAGUAACAAAGUACAGUAACUUUGUUAGCUUUCCCCUUUACCUAAAUGGAAAACGCAUCAAUACUUUACAGGCACUUUGGAUGAUGGACUCUAAAGACAUUAGCGAAUGGCAGCAUGAGGAAUUCUACCGCUACAUUGCCCAAGCUUAUGAUAAACCCCGUUAUACCCUCCACUACAAGACGGAUGCACCACUUAACAUACGGAGUAUUUUCUAUGUGCCAGAAACAAAGCCGUCCAUGUUUGAUGUCAGCCGGGAACUGGGCUCCAGCGUUGCCCUCUAUAGCCGCAAAGUUCUGAUCCAGACCAAAGCUUCUGACAUCCUACCCAAGUGGCUGCGCUUCCUGCGAGGUGUUGUGGACAGUGAGGAUAUUCCCCUGAAUCUCAGCCGGGAGCUUCUUCAAGAAAGUGCCCUUAUCCGAAAACUCAGAGAUGUUUUACAACAGAGACUGAUAAAAUUUUUCAUUGACCAGAGCAAAAAAGACCCUGAGAAGUAUGCCAAGUUCUUUGAAGAUUAUGGGUUGUUUAUGAGGGAGGGAAUUGUCACUAUUGCUGAGCAGGAAGUCAAGGAGGAUAUUGCAAAGCUCUUGCGUUAUGAAUCAUCAGCUCUGCCCCCUGGCCAGUUGACCAGCCUUGUGGAAUAUGCCAGUCGAAUGCAGGCUGGUACCAGAAACAUCUACUACCUGUGUGCCCCUAACCGACACCUGGCUGAAAACUCACCGUACUAUGAGGCCAUGAAGCAGAAAAAUAUGGAGGUGCUCUACUGCUAUGAGCAGUUUGAUGAAUUGACUUUAUUGCAUCUCCGAGAGUUUGACAAGAAGAAGCUGAUUUCUGUGGAAACUGAUAUUGUUGUUGAUCACUACAAAGAGGAAAAGUUUGAGGAAGGUUCUCAAGCUACUGAACGUCUUUCUGAGAAAGAGGCAGAGGAUCUAACAGCCUGGAUAAGAAAUGCUCUGGGUACUCGGGUAACCAAUGUCAAGGUGACUCUUCGUCUGGACACCCACCCUGCCAUGAUCACUGUGUUGGAGAUGGGGGCUGCCAGGCAUUUCCUGCGCAUGCAGCAGUUGGCCAAAACCAAUGAGGAACGUGCCCAGAUUCUACAGCCCACCCUUGAAAUCAAUACCAGGCAUCCUCUGAUCAGGAAGCUGAAUCAGUUGCGGGAGAGUCAACCAGACCUGGCCCAGUUACUGAUUGAUCAGAUAUAUGAGAAUGCCAUGAUAGCAGCAGGACUGAAUGAUGACCCUAGACCAAUGGUGGGCCGUUUGAAUGAACUUCUCACCAAAGCUCUUGAAAAACACUGACUGCAGCUGUAUUCAAAGGACAGAAAUCUCUGGCAAAUUUUAACAGUCCUUUAAGGGAUUGAAUUCAUUUUGAAUUUAUGGGGCAUCAGAGGAUGUACUCUUAUUGUAGAGGGAGUGAAGAAUGGAAAUCUGUACAAUUCAUAGUCCCUCUGAUCUUCUGUAGUAAAAAGUAACAAGAAAUCUUCCUAUUACGCAAAAGGAAACUUGAACUGUGAAGGACCAGCUUAUACAAAGGGAAAUAUCAGAGAUAUAAACCUUUUGUCUUAUUCAAAGAAAUUAAAGUGUUUUUUAAAACCUC